This is a messenger RNA of Talaromyces marneffei, 870 nucleotides long. RefSeq lists its product as uncharacterized. The record is from RefSeq and is a predicted model, not a curated record. NCBI's taxonomy places the organism in Eukaryota, Fungi, Ascomycota, Eurotiomycetes, Eurotiales, Trichocomaceae. The transcript has 2 exons. The coding region runs from base 1 to 870 and encodes 289 amino acids. Gene Ontology annotation, cellular component: membrane.
AUGGGAGACCUCAAACCAUACAAAGGCAACUACUACCUCUGGUACUACGUGCCUUCCCUCCCCGCCGCAAUUAUUUUCCUUCUCCUCUUCAUCGCCGCAACAACCCUCCACAUCUACCGCCUCUUCAAAACCCGGACAUGGUUCUGCAUCCCCUUCGCUAUCGGCGGAAUCUGCCGCUGCACCGCAAACCGCAACACGGCCUCUCUCUUCUCCUACGCCCUCGCCAACAACGGCAUAUUACUUGCCCCCGCGCUCUUUGCGGCAAGUAUAUACAUGACUCUCGGCCGACUUCUGCGAUUCCUGCACGCCGAGCAUCUUUCACUUAUCAAUGUCCAAUGGCUCACGAAGAUAUUUGUGAUUGGUGAUGUAUUGUCGUUCGCUGUGCAGGGCUCCUCUGUCGGAUUAAGCAUUACGGGACACGACGUGGGCGCAAAAGCGGUUAUUAUUGUGGGAUUGUUGAUUCAGAUUAUCUCCUUUGGGCUGUUUGGGAUUACUACAGUGGCGUUUUAUAGACGAGUCUCCUCCUCAUCAUCAACCCUCGCUACGCCCAGCGGCAAACAUGGGUUGGAGUGGAUGAAAAUCCUUUACAUGCUAUAUUAUACCAGCGGUCUAAUCAUGAUCCGCUCUGUAUUCAGGCUUGUGGAGUACAUCAUGGGAAAUAACGGGUAUUUGUUGCGGCAUGAGUGGACUAUGUAUGUGUUUGAUGUUGUGUUGAUGGUUGGUGUGAUGGGGAUUUUUUAUGUGUGGUAUCCUAGUUCGUUGAAAGUUGGCGACAAAGGCUUUGGGGGGGACGAAAGGGGGUUGGUGCAUAGUGGUGAGUCGCAGUCAACAGGUUUCAUGGAAUUGGAGUCGUCAGAGAACAAGCGAUGA